CUUGUCACUCCGGUCCACCACAUGUUCCUCAUCACCACAACUCGUAUCUUGACCGUCUCUUCCGCAUAUGAAAAUAUAGUUACUGAGCGUCCACGUUGUAUAGACCAUGAGGUUUACUGCGCACUCUCCUUGCCUGACAACCCGCCCAAGGACGCCCCGUGAGAACGGUUCCACCCAGCGAUCAUGUCUGGCCCAAAACCCAACGAUAGCAAGUACGGCCAGCCAUAUGUGGCAGCCUCUUGGGCAUUGACAGCAAUGGCUAGCUUAGCCAUGCUGGCUCGAAUUGCCAUCAAGUCCUGGAUUCGAUGGGUAGUGCCUCGUGUCAGCUCCCCCGACCGCCUGUGGGGCCUCGAAGACUUGUUCUACAUUGUUGGGUAUAGCCUCGAUCUCGCUUACAUGGCACUGCUGCAGAAAAGCUAUAAUGCAGGGCUGGGACAUCAUAUCUGGGACCUCACGCAGGCGCAACACACCGAGCUCCUGAAAUACAUGUUAAUCGGUCAGCUCCUGGCAUUUAUUGGUGCCAUGUUUGCCCGCACUGGAAUGUUGUGUUUCCUGCUGCGGUGUUUCAAUGGGGCUGACAAGCGCAUCCGCAUCUUCAUUUUCGCCUGCUUGUGUGUUCAAAUCGUGGUCAACGUAGCGACCAAUCUGCAAAGCCUCCUCCAGUGUGGGCCCAUUCCCCCUCGCACGGUGGAUCGAUUCGAAUAUUUCCACUACCUCUGGGAUCCCAGACCUUCGGACGGCUCGGUCGAGUGUCAAAAGCCUUCCGUACAAAUUAUCACGGGAUACGUUCAAGGAGGAUUCAACUGCGCAGUCGAUCUUGUGCUGGCAGUCUUAGCGGCAGUGCAGCUCUGGCGGUUCCCCAUGGCCAACAAGAACCACAUCACCUGGAGUGGUGCUUCGUUUUGCUCUCGCUUCAAGAGUAUCCCUGCCGAGUCCCGGAACCGACGUUUAUGGCAGACGGGGGCUCUCAGUGGUCCGCUCCUACUGUCCGGGAUUGCGUCCCUGGUUCGCAUCUCGCUAAUGCAAACGAUGGAGGGCGCUGCUGACAUGACUUAUCGAAUAGUCCCAUUUGGCCUGUGGGUGAAACUUGAAAAUGCCAGCCUCUUGAUCGCCCCGUGUGCACCGAUUGUCCAUUUGCUGGUGUCACUGAUGUCGAAGAAAACCCCGAGUCAGAGCUACCCCUGGUAUGGCAACCAGUCCGGGGCAGGUGGACCGGCACUGGAGUUGGAGACAGUGCCGUACAGCCAGGACAAGGGGACGAUAGCUAUCUCGACGGUGGACCAUGAGAGUCUCCACGACCGACGCCCAAUAGGUCAACAAGAGACCGGCAGUGAAGCGGUCCUCGUCCGGACGGAUAUUCUGGUAGAGUAUGAUGCAUCGGAGCGAGGGUCGAUCCCGAGUUUAGUGGCUUAA
This is a messenger RNA of Aspergillus saccharolyticus JOP 1030-1, 1413 nucleotides long. RefSeq lists its product as uncharacterized. Bases 184 to 1413 code for a protein of 409 amino acids. The transcript is spliced from 10 exons. Lineage: Eukaryota; Fungi; Ascomycota; Eurotiomycetes; Eurotiales; Aspergillaceae. The record is from RefSeq and is a predicted model, not a curated record.